Messenger RNA from Echinococcus granulosus, 486 nucleotides. RefSeq lists its product as hypothetical. The record is from RefSeq and is a predicted model, not a curated record. Bases 1 to 486 code for a protein of 161 amino acids. Lineage: Eukaryota; Metazoa; Platyhelminthes; Cestoda; Cyclophyllidea; Taeniidae. The transcript has 6 exons.
AUGGUGGUUCUCACGCAUGACUUGUUUAUUUUUAGACUCUCCCAACGUCGCAGAUCCUUUGGGACCCUUCUUCGUGGUCGUGAACAAUCUUCUGCAAGUUAUGUAAAACAGAGUCUCAAAAAUCUUGCUGAGGUUACGGAGAAGUUGUUUCACGCUGCGUCGAGUCUUCAAAAUCAGUUUGAAUCAAAUGGAAAACGUUACACUGAAAAUGAGUCGAAUUCGCCUAGCUUCCUGAAUGAGGUGAACGUGAGGAAGGAGUCGAUGGAGAAUCUUCUCGAAACUAUAAAAUCACUUCAAGACGAAAUUCAAAAGUUGCCAGAGUUGAUUGAGAUUUCAAAGAGAAAAUUCCAGGAAGAAAUGACUCGAUUUUACGAAGAUCAUCUUGAAAAAGCGCUCUCAAGCACUAUCGAGACUUGCUUAGCCAUUUCUAAGGAGAAAAUCGAUGAGCUCACUUCUUUUGUUAUCGAGGAUCUAUCGGGGCUGUAA